Messenger RNA from Gasterosteus aculeatus aculeatus (three-spined stickleback), 3294 nucleotides. Lineage: Eukaryota; Metazoa; Chordata; Actinopteri; Perciformes; Gasterosteidae. The record is from RefSeq and is a predicted model, not a curated record.
GAAGGCAACGUUACCACGUUAAACGUUAUAGGGACUAAAUGUCCGGCUUCACAUCUCUGUCACACCGGCACGUUUCUGCUCCCUUGUCCUCCACAUCACUACUUACUGCAUGUAUUGUGUUUACAUCAUGUAUUUAAGAAACAGUGUUGCCUAUUUAUUAAUAUUAUUAUCUGGGAUCUGGGAUCAACUGCGAGUUCACGUCUGUGGGAGAAAAAAAAGAUCCGCAACUGAAUUGAUAAAGUAGUUUUUUUGUUAAUGUGCUUUCAUUGAAAUUAUUAUAUCUGUAUUAUUUAUUUUAACUAAAAAUCUUAAAUGGAAUCAUCGGUGCCACUUUUUAUUGGAUGGAAGUGAUUUGAAAAUAAGGUAAUCUUCUGUGAGCUGUUUCCUUUCUCUUUCUUUUAAAAGACUAACCAGUAUAAUUAUCCCCGAAAUAAUUGCUGAUAUAUAUAGAUACUUGUUUCAGAUCAUAAACUUUAAUAAUAAAAUGUGGCAAUAGUGGCAUUAUUGGGUUAUAUCUUAAAUAUUACCAGUGCCUUCUUCUGGCCAGCAAGGCAAGAAUCCAAGUUCAUUUUUCACCUGUUCAUCUGUGACAUGAGGAAACUGAUGAAGACGAUGAAAACGGACAGAUUAACACUCCUUUGAAAGGCAGGGGAGCCACGGGCGGGUAGAAGGCAGUUACAAAAAACAGAGGAAAUGAAGUUGUAGCAGAUGAUUCAGUGACUGACAUCUACUGACUUCCCACCGGUCUCCUGGUCGACCACGGGAGCCGGUGGGGUUUCAGAAGGAAGGCUUCAACUCAAACCUCAGCGUGGGAUGUGGCCGACUCGGGCACCAGGCCGGUGUCUUCAUUUCUCUAAACCUCAUUCCCCCAGACUAAACACCCAAGAUAAAGAGAGACAGAGGACUCAUCUCUCGUCCACGAAAAACUAAACGGGUUUCUUUGCGGUUCCACAAAAAGGAAGGAAAGAGAUCCCCCCCCCACCACCCAACACCACCACCCCCCCUUCCUGAAUAUGUUAUUCUGUCCACAUGUUAACAGCAUGCAGUGUUUUCCCUCGGUUUACAACCCCAACCCCUAAAAUGACUACUUAUUACAUAUUUAUUACAUAUGUAUUUAAGAAAUAAUGUUGCCUAUUUAAUGAUAUUAUUAUCUGUGAGCUGGAUUAUUGUUGUAAAUGCUUUGGACGUGCUUGCUGUAUGUUUGGUGGAUUUGAAACAGCGUAAAGACUCGAGUGUUCACACCACAUUUGGGUGGAGGAGGCUGUUGUGUUGCAGAUGUGGACAAGGUCAGCUUGCCACCAAGUAUUCGGCAUGACCAAUUACUUUUGACCCUUGGACGAAGACCAACUCAAAAAAAACCAAAGUUCCCCUUUGAAUUAUGUCACUGAACACUUUCACUUUCGUAGCAAACAGAACUACUCCUGAUUGCACGAAUCUGGAUCUUAGUUUUCCCGUGACUCACUUCUGAUAUUUGGGAAUGUACAUAAGUAUAUUGUGUCUGUUAGGAUGUUUGAUGAAAAAAAGUCCCAGUUUGUACUUCUGUCAUUUUAAAUGACAAGUGGAGUUUUUUUUGAUGUUGAGAAAUACUCACCCACACAAUACCAUGUUGAAUACCAUGUUUACACAAGUUCAAGGGGAUGAUUCAGGGUCACCGUUGUGAAAAGGAAAAUGCCCACGGGUUUUAUUUUUUAUCACAGAAAUUUGGCCAGAGAACAGCGCACUCCGGAUCCCAUCUUAUUAAGAAAAUAUGUUUCACUUUGGCGUGGCCUUGGCGGAGAUCUGCUCUCUCUGUUGUUCACACGAAACUUUGUUUAGUAAAAGAUGCCUGAGACGCCGCAUCGCAAAAUCCCCACCAAUAUAAUAAACAAACAUAAGCGACGUACCCAACGAAGCUGUUUCGGGCACCACGUUUCUUACCCGAUCACUUCCGUGUCAACUAAUGUCGGGGGGGUUUGCGUUUGUGUUCAGCUCCCGCUGCAAGGCUCCCAGAGGAGGCCCCAGGGGCCUCUGAACAUGAACCACUACGCCAAUAAGAAGAGUGCGGCAGAGAGCAUGCUGGACGUGGCUCUCCUGAUGGCCAACGCCUCGCAGCUGAAGGCCGUCAUGGAGCAAGGACCGGACUCCACCUUCUACGUGCCCCUUAUUACGCUCAUAAGCAUCUCCCUCAUCCUACAGAUCGUAGUGGGAGUUCUGCUCAUCUUCAUCGUUAAGUGGAACCUGAACGAUGAAAGCACGCACUUCAAGCUGAACAUCAUGGAGAAUGUCGCUACGGCAUUCGUCUUCAUCAUAGUCGUGGUCAAUGUCUUCAUCACAGCUUUUGGAGUCCAGCGACCAGCAAAGGCUUGAUGGACCCUCACCCUCACUCUCCUGCUGAUCUACUUAGUAAAGACGGCCUUCAACAUUAUCGAUGCAAAAAUAUAAAUAUAAUACUUAUUCUCCAACAAAGUAACUAUACAGGUGCACUUGUUUUGUUGUAACUCAACCUCCCAGGCGGGAGGCAAGCCGGUACACCCCGAGGACCAGGUGACAUGUGUGCUUCUAUGUUUUAGAGUUCAUUUCUUCUCUAACUGUGGUUAUGGACAAAUAUAUGGUCAUUUCUUAUUUAAUGUGGUAAAUUACCUUGCUACCUCUUAUCAGGUUACUGAUGCAAAUCAGUAUUGCCUUUACUCAUAAAACAAACAUAUCAGCAGAAGUAUCCUGAUGUUUCAUUGCCGUUUUACCUAUUUCUUUAUGUAUUAAAAAACACAAAAAAAACACAGCAUAGUGCAAAUGACAUGCUUAAAAAUAAGAGCUCCCGGAGCCAUCUUCUGCUGAUCAGAUGGCAUUGGAUGAUAAAUCACCAUUACUGUCAAUUUUUUUAAUUGUUUACAAUGUUAAAAAUCUGAAAAACAAUGAAGGAAAAGGGCUUUACAUGCUUUGUUUUUCUGUAAAUGGUAUGCAAAGUCUAGUAUGUAAUGUUCAAAGGGAUUUACCUGUAUAAAUAUAUUGUUACCUCCCUGUUGGUGGCCUGUGUGUACUUGAGUCUUUCCGUAUUUUGCAGACAGUCCAGCAGAAGGCUUAAUGGAUCACAGCCGAGCCGGUUUGCCCUAUCCGCUGUUGUCUGCUAGUUUCCCGAUUUCCCUCGCGUUUGUUUUGUUUACGUUGCCAGGGAACAUAAUAAUAUAUAUAUACAUACAUAUUCGUUUUUGUGUCUGAAGUAUUUGUGUAUGUAAAUAACAUGUGUCAGGAGCCCAUUUUUUAACCUUUUACAAACUACAUGACCUUAUUACAUUUUUAAAUAAAACUACAAAAGUA